AUGGCGGAGCCAGGCAGGGUGUGGGGCCCGGCCAGUGACGCAGGUGAUGCCAGUGGGUGCUGGGCAAACAGUGAUGCUGGUGAGCACCAGGCUAUAAAGGGCAGCUCCUCUCCCCUGCUGGUGACCCACAAGAAGACAUUAUUCCUCCCGAUCUCUGGACAGCAGACACGUCCGGGAGCGAGGAGGAUGGUGGCAGCGACCAGACUCGCCGUCCUGCUGCUGGGCUGCGUGGGGCUCCUGUGGCCGGCUGGCGCCCAGUACAUAGACUACUGCCCCAAGGGCUGGUCUUACUACAAGCUCAGCUGCUUCAGGUACUUCCGUCAGCUCCGGAGCUGGGAUGAGGCUGAGAGGCAGUGCCAGGCCAGCCACCCCAGCGCCCACCUGGCCUGGGUGGAGGAGCCCCGGGAGGCGACCACCCUGCAGAUGGUCAUCUCCUACUACCAGCGUGUGCAGCCCGUCUGGCUCGGCCUCCGCUACGGGCGCGAGAACCAGGCCUGGCAGUGGGCGAGUGGGGACAAGUACAAUGUCACCAGUGGGCUGGCCAGGAACGGUGCCCAUGGAGGGACCUGCGGCAUGCUGACCCACCUCAGCGGCUUCACCCUGUGGUCCAGCGCCGACUGCACCCAGCGGCAUCACUACAUCUGCAAGUUCACCUCCUCACACUGA
This is a messenger RNA of Aptenodytes forsteri (emperor penguin), 666 nucleotides long. RefSeq names its product regenerating family member 4 (gene REG4). The record is from RefSeq and is a predicted model, not a curated record. Lineage: Eukaryota; Metazoa; Chordata; Aves; Sphenisciformes; Spheniscidae. Bases 1 to 666 code for a protein of 221 amino acids. The transcript has 7 exons.